Messenger RNA from Periophthalmus magnuspinnatus, 3420 nucleotides. RefSeq names its product cadherin 17, LI cadherin (liver-intestine) (gene cdh17). Gene Ontology annotation, molecular function: cadherin binding; calcium ion binding. The record is from RefSeq and is a predicted model, not a curated record. NCBI's taxonomy places the organism in Eukaryota, Metazoa, Chordata, Actinopteri, Gobiiformes, Gobiidae. The coding region runs from base 87 to 2696 and encodes 869 amino acids. Gene Ontology annotation, cellular component: catenin complex; adherens junction; plasma membrane. The transcript has 19 exons. Gene Ontology annotation, biological process: adherens junction organization; multicellular organism development; cell-cell junction assembly.
AAAGUUUGACCAAACACGGACGGAGCUGCUAUGAUCACUCUGGACUCUGAGGAGUGACUUGCUCGGUUUCUUCAGGAAGGGCAAAAAUGACACCCAAAGUCCCCUUGCUGUUACUGCCCCUCCUCUUCAGUGUUGUUUUGGGGGAGGGGCUCCAGGACAAAAAGGGCCCAUUUGAGAACACUGUUCUGGAUGUGCCUGAGGCCACGCCCGUACCCUAUGCUAUUCAUAAGUUCGAGGUGACACAUCCAGGAGUCGAUGCUUUUCGUCUGAGUGGAGAAGGCAGUGAAGACAUAAAAAUCUCACAGGACGGGUGGCUGUUCCUGCAGCAACCUCUUGACUGGUCUAGAAACGAUCAUUACAUUAUUGGGGUAGAAGCUUUGGAAGGUGGCAGUGUGGUCGAGGGCCCUAUUUAUGUGACCAUAAAUGUGUUGGACAUCAACAACCAUGCUCCAGCCUUCAACUCCACUGAAUAUACAGCAGUGAUCCUCGAAAACAGUCCAGCAGGCGUCCCUUUUACCAGAGUCUUUGCCACUGAUCUGGACGACCCUACUUCUGCCAAUGCUCAUCUGAAGUACAGCUUAGUGCGUGAGAUCCCCAGCAAACACAACACAGCCCUGUUUCAAAUCAAUGCAGCCACAGGGGAGAUCUCCACCACCCCAGAAGGGGCUCAGCUGUUGAAAGCGCGGGAGGGCAUCAGGUACAGCAGAGGAGAGGACCAGAGCCUUGACGCCUUAAGGACAAAGUUUGACCACUUCUGUGCCCCAGUGCACACGAUCCCAUACGAGGAGAACCCUUUCUUCACCUGUGUGCAAAGAGCAGAGAUCAGGAAGCGAAACAUUGACCCAGUGGAGGACCCUGACUACACCCUGAUCAUUCGUGUUCAGGAUUUGGGAGGAGAGUCUGUGAAUGCUCUCACUGGAAGCACCUAUGUCAAUGUUAUUGUUAAGCAAAACCUCUGGAUCAACCCUGGACCCAUUACCAUCAAAGAGCACUUAAAGGAGACCUAUCCACACAUCAUUGCAAAGGUUCAAUCUAAUGAUCCAAACGCACUGUACAAACUGUGGCAGAAAGAACGGCAGUUGAAAUUCCCAUUCAGGAUCUCUGAGGAUGGAGACAUUGAGCUGACAGAGGAGCUGGACCGGGAGGAGAAGGACAUGUACAUCUUAGUAGUUAUUGCUGAAGAUCAGUAUGGAAACCAGCUGGACCCACCCAUGGAGAUCCCUGUUAUUGUUGAAGAUGUGAACGACAAUCAGCCUCAGUGUGAAAACGAGGAGAACAUUUUUGAAGUGCAGGAGGAUGAACCCACUGGUAGUCUGAUCGGGCAGUUGUUGGCUUAUGACAGGGAUGAGGAGGGGACCCUGAAUGCUCAGCUCACGUACUCCCUCGUGUCCCAAACUCCGUCAACCAGCGCCUUCUCCAUCGACCCCACCUCUGGAGAAAUACGCUCCCUGAAAAUACUGAAGAGACAGGACGCCAAAAUCUACCAGCUGUCUGUGCAAGUCAGCGACCCAGUGUUCAGCACACAGUGUAAGGUCGUCGUCAAGGUCAUUGACGUCAACAAUGAGCUGCCGCUGUUUGAGAAACAAGAUUAUGGCAGCCACACUUUGGCAGAGGACACUCCCGUUGGACACACCUUGCUGACCCUAAAGGCAACGGACGCGGAUGAGGCAGAGAGCGGAAGUUCUCAAAUCGAAUUCCACAUUUCUGAAGGAAACGACGAUGGAUUUUUUGCUGUUGAGACAGAGGAAAAUGGAGUCGGCCAACUGGUCAUUGUGAAGCCUCUGGAUUUUGAGACCGCGUCCUCCUACAACCUGAAGAUCGACGCUCGUAACCCGGAGCCUCUGAUGAAGGGUCUGGAGUACGGCAGUGAGUCCUCAGCCACUUUGCAGCUCUCUGUCACUGAUGUGGACGAAGACCCUGAGUUCAGCCUGGACAUCCUGGAUGUGACUGUCCCAGAAGACGUUGCCAAGGGAACCGUGCUGCUCAAAGUGGAAGCCAAGGACCCAGAGGGAAAAGACAUUAGUUUUAAGUUGGAUGGAGAUUCCCAGGGCUGGCUGGAGGUGGACAGUGCCACUGGAGAAAUAAAAGCCAAAGAAAAACUGGAUCGAGAAACACUGGAGACCUUCUCAGUCACUGUCACUGCCUUUGAGAAGGAUAACCCUGAGAAGUCCACAGAUCGCGAGCUGUCUGUGCGGUUGCUGGAUGUCAAUGAUCACCACCCCACACUCACAGAAUCUAAGACUUUCAUUUGCUACAACAAACCUACUCCUGUUCUCAUCAAGGCCCAGGACGCAGAUGCCCCUCCCUUCUCUGAACCAUUCACUUUUGCCUUUUCUCAUGGCAAGAAGUCGCCCAAUUGGGAUCUCAAACCUGUUGACGGCUCAUCGGCUCAGCUGAGUUUGAAGAAAAGUCCAAAUGAGGAUAAAACCUUCACCUUGUCCAUUAACAUUAAAGACAAUGCAGGAGUCGGCGUCAACCAGGCCUUUGAAGUGCAAGUGUGUAACUGCACAGAGCUGGGCUACUGCUAUGUUGAACCUGGGAAACACAGUUUUAUGAUGGGAAUGGGAGCCACUGUUGGGAUCCUUGUUGGCAUCAUAGGCUUCUGCAUUAUUGUGUUUGUGUAUGUGGUCCGACGCAGUAACAAAAAGAAGAAGGAAAGGUUGAAUGCUGAAGAGGAGAGGAACGCCAUGAUGUAGAACAGAGAAACUAUAGUACUAUUAUUAUUGUAAAUCAGACCUUUUUAAGCCAAAGGGUCUGAAACAUAUUUGUACAUUUGUUUGUUUUUUCCUCUGGUUUAUUUACAUUUUAUAUUAUAUUUAAUCAUGACAAUUUCACCAUGGAGAUACCCGUGUAGUAACUUUAUUUUAUAUUCAAAGAGGAGUUUUAGAUUUGAUUCCUGUCCAAGUUUGAAUCAUUUAUGUUUACCCAUUAUUGGUUUAAUUUAUUUGUGUUUCAUCCUCAUGUUUUAGCUUUUGUUAAACAUGUUUAAACAUUUGUGAAUGAAACAAAAAAACGACUCCAGGUAUGUUUGUGAUGAAGAAACAUAACGAUUGUAAACAUUUCGCUAACUUAAAGCUGAGGUACUUGAUCUUCAAAUCGUGAAAAAAGGAAGUACGUUUUUAAAUCUAUCCCCGCUCUCACAAACCAUUUGGCAACAGUUCAAAUGUUUUAUAAUUAUGACAGAAUGUAGCAGUCUGAUUUUUGUAACACAAUUCUGCUUCUACAAUACACUUUCUGAGGUGGAAAAACUAAAUUUCUAAACAGAAAAAGUUUGGUAGUUCAGCUGUAACCAUAGCAAACUGAUUGUCUUGUCAUGUUAUGUGUCAUGUUAUGUGUUUGUCAGUCGGCUGUGAACAAGUAUUACAUAAUUUUGUAAUGAGAAAUCACUGUUCACUGUCCCAAUAAACAUGGCGUCUGGGA